Nilaparvata lugens (brown planthopper) is the source of this 2757-nucleotide messenger RNA. RefSeq names its product cationic amino acid transporter 2-like. The coding region runs from base 936 to 2723 and encodes 595 amino acids. The record is from RefSeq and is a predicted model, not a curated record. Gene Ontology annotation, molecular function: amino acid transmembrane transporter activity. Lineage: Eukaryota; Metazoa; Arthropoda; Insecta; Hemiptera; Delphacidae. Gene Ontology annotation, cellular component: plasma membrane. Gene Ontology annotation, biological process: amino acid transport; transmembrane transport. The transcript has 14 exons.
GAAUUGAAAUUUGUUACUUUUAUUGCUUCAGUUGUAGCCUUAUAGUCCAGGUCUAAUCUUGAUCUUGCUAAAAGUUUGUGAAUUGUGCCUAGUUUUCAAUAUUAGUUACUGCAUAUUGUUUGCAACUUUAAAGUCUUCUGAAGUUUUCGCAUUCUAGUGAACUUAUUUAGUCUGUGAGCUUAUUUUCUUGUAAACUUUCAACUCUAGUGAACUUGGUCACCUUUUUUGUAAAAUUUCAAUUCCUUUAAGGUCAACUAUUUUAGUGAACUUAUACCUAUAUCCCUGUGAGCUUAUUUCACUUGUGAACUUAUAUAUUAUUCCUGUGUAACCUACUCACACACUUCCCCACUUAGCCUAUAAUAUUCUAGUUCUCUUUUCCUGUGAAUCCUUGUGAGAGCUCAUUUUUCUUAUGAACUUGAAUCAUUCCUCUGUAGCCUACUUACCCACUUAGCCUCUAAUUCUAGUUUUCUUCUUCCAUGUUUCUCUGUUAACUUAAUUUUCUUGUAAACUUUUAACUCUAUAGUGAACUUGGUGACCUUUUUUGUGACCUUUCAAUUCCUGUCAAGUCAACUGUUCUAGUGAGCUUAGGCUACCUAUCCCUGUCAACUUAUUUUUCUUGUGAACUUAUAUUAUUCUUGUGUAGCCUAUUUACUUCACCAUUGCAGUAGACUCAAUUCUAUCAGCCUAUACAUUAUAAAUCCAGUUCUCUUAUUCAGUGUAUCCCUGUGUGUUCAUUUUUAUUGUAAAUUCAUUUUUUCUGUGAAGAUCUUAAUCAUUUUCUAAUUUCAAUAGAAUUUAGGAAAUAUAUUACAGUCUUUCGUUUGAAAAAAGUGUGAAUGAAAACUGCAAUAUUGUUAGUGUAAUUAUUGGAAUCUACCCGAGGCUUAUUCAGCUUAUAUACUAUUUCGGAAAUUCUCACGAGCGUGCUAGCCGCAAUGUGGACAACACUGUCGCGUAAGAAGCCACUGGUAAGCAGCUAUGUCGAGGCGUCUGACUUGUGUCGCGUGUUGGGAUUGGUCGACCUGACGGCGCUGGGCGUGGCCUCCACCCUGGGCAUGGGCGUGUACAUCAUGGCCGGCAGCGUGGCCAAGAUAGCCGGUCCUGGAGUCGCCUUCUCCUUCCUCAUUGCUGGAUUUGCAGCCACUCUCUCAGCACUGUGCUAUGGUGAGUUUGCAGCCCGAGUUCCGAAAGCAGGGUCAGCAUAUGUUUACAGCUACGUCACAAUGGGCGAAUUUGUGGCCUUCAUUGUGGGAUGGAAUCUAUGCUUGGAAUAUGUCAUAGGUACAGCAUGUGUAGCAAGAGGUCUAAGCAAUUACAUUGAUGCUCUAGUGGGGGAUACAAUAUCUACCUUCUUCUCUACUUAUUUUCCAAUGAACAUUCCAUUCUUGGCUUCUUAUCCUGACUUUUUCGGCUUCUUCAUCAUGUUCUCCUUUUCAUGUGUGGUAGCAGGAGGUGUGGAAAUAUCAUCAACAUUCAACAAACUGUUCACAUUCAUAAAUCUCACCACUCUUGUCAUUGUGAUUGUUGCUGGUGCAUAUAAAGCCAAUUUCUCAAACUGGACUCUCAGCCCUACUGAUGAAGGGUUUCCCACAGAUGGUAGUGGGGGUAGAGGGGGUUUCCUACCCUUUGGUUUCCUGGGAGUAUUCAGUGGGGCAGCCAAGUGCUUCUACUCAUACACUGGAUUUGACAGUGUUGCCACAACAGGUGAAGAAGCGAAAAACCCUCAAAAACUGAUUCCACUGGCCUUAUUGAUGACUCUAACCAUAGCAGUUGUCACAUACCUUGGAGUAGCUAUAUCACUCACUCUCAUGUGGCCCUACUUUGAUCAGAGUGUGAGGGCUCCUUUCCCCUAUGCUUUUGAGAAGACCAACAUGCCUGGGGUGAAAUGGGUGGUCACUACUGGGGCACUAUGUGCCCUUUGCUCUUGUAUGGUAGGAUGUAUCUAUGCCACAUCUCGCAUUAUCUACUCAAUGGCGAAUGACGGACUUCUGUUCAAACCACUGCGACGGGUCAACUCGAAAACCCAGACUCCUCUCACAGCUACCCUUCUCAUUGGUGCUUUUACAGGUAUGGUAGCAACCAUUUUUGACAUGGAACAGCUGGUGGACAUGACAUCAAUUGGCACCCUCACGGCAUACACAAUUGUCUCAUUCUGCAUAUUACUACUACGCUAUGAGGUGCAAGGAGUUACGGAGGAAAAGGGUUUGACCCAAACUGCAGACACCCUGGCAGAGGGCAGCACCUUACUGAGAGCUUUCUUCAACAUGGACAAAGCCGCCACUCCAACCUCCCAGUCCAGUCUCAUUGUCAAACUCAUGGUGGCGUUUUUCACUCUUUCCUCGGUGGCAUUCAGUGCAUCAGUGGCGGGAGUGAGUAAUGCCACCACCAGACCUUUUGCGGUUUUCCUGAUGGUGCUGAGCUCAGCUGGAAUCAUAGCUAGUGUGCUGGUGAUCAUCAGACAGCCACAAUCCAGAGAACAGCUGUCAUUCAGGGUACCUCUUGUUCCUAUACUGCCAAUUGUGAGCUCUUUCAUGAACAUUUUCCUGAUGGUGAUGCUGAAUGUGCAGACUUGGGUACGGUUCUUCAUAUGGAUGCUACUGGGAUUUGUCAUUUAUUUUGGAUAUGGUAUAAGACACAGUGCUGAAGCCAAGAAAAGAGAGCAGUCUCCACCAGCCUAUAACAUGAGUAAUCCGCCUGCCAGAUUCUCUGUCACUGUUGAUUAAUGCAUUGCAAAUAAAUUUUUUACUGUUUCUCAUC